Rattus norvegicus (Norway rat) is the source of this 1520-nucleotide messenger RNA. It is a transcript of the gene Arxes1, whose product is annotated as adipocyte-related X-chromosome expressed sequence 1. Lineage: Eukaryota; Metazoa; Chordata; Mammalia; Rodentia; Muridae. The coding region runs from base 83 to 625 and encodes 180 amino acids. Gene Ontology annotation, biological process: protein maturation. The record is from RefSeq and is marked provisional. Gene Ontology annotation, cellular component: membrane; endoplasmic reticulum membrane; signal peptidase complex. The transcript has a single exon.
GCGGAGCCAACAGCACGCCAGUGCCGAGCCUGCAGGCGCCAGCGGAGCCCGCGUGGAGGGAGCCGCCGAUUGAUCCUGCAAGAUGAACACCCUGCUGUCCCGGGCCAACUCGCUGUUCGCCUUCACGCUGAGCGUCAUGGCGGCGCUCACCUUGGGCUGCAUCCUCACCACCGCCUUCAAAGACAGGAGCGCGCCCGUGCGCCUGCACGUCUCCAGGAUCCUGCUCAAAAAAGUGGAAGACUUCACUGGACCCAGAAAGAAGAGCGACCUGGGCUUCAUCACAUUCCACAUCUCUGCGGAUCUGGAGAAGACUUUCGACUGGAACGUCAAGCAGCUCUUCCUUUAUCUGUCGGCAGAAUAUUCCACCAAAAGCAACGCUGUGAACCAGGUGGUCCUCUGGGACAAGAUCCUUCUGCGAGGCGAGAACCCCAAGCUGAACCUGAAAGACGUCAAAAGCAAGUAUUUUUUCUUUGACGAUGGACACGGUCUCAAGGGAAACAGGAAUGUCACUCUGACUCUCUCCUGGCAAGUUAUACCGAUUGCUGGGAUCCUGCCUCUUGUGACUGGAUCUGGACGCGUGUCUGUCCCUUUUCCAGAUUCCUAUGAAAUAGCCACGACUUUCUGAAGAACUCUCUCUCUUUGCCUCGGAAAUGGGACAUGUGUGUACCUAAGGAAUUGUUUUUCUUUCUUCUUUUCCCUCAAGUCUUGCUGGCUUCUCUUUUUUUAUUUUAAAACCUGCUGGUUUUGUUCUGGGACUGGCUGAACUCAUACUCAUGCUUCCAUGUACCUAACAUGGAGACUUCAUUCAUUGAUCUUAGUGUGACAUUGGUUAUUACUCUUCCUUUGUGUAAGAAUUAGCAUCAAAUUGUAUAAUUGGAGGGAAAGGCUAAUAGAGUUCUGGAACAUCAUUCUACAAACAAAACAACAAAAGAAGUUCUCCGGAGUAGGAUAUUGUUAGACAGUUGGAUAAUGAGGCCUGAGAAUAAUACAGUUUUAUCAUAUUCAUUAUGUGGUUCCAUGUGAUCUAUAAAAUUUGUUCGGGGAGAAAUUAAAAAACAGAUGUAUUGGUAUUGUUAUAAUAGCUGUAUUUUAUUCCAGACAUUCCUUGUCGGUUCACACUUAAUGCCAUUUUCUUAUAUGUUCUAGGGUGUGUUUGAUUACUAGAAAAAUUGUGAUUCGUUUCUUAAAAGUCUGACAUGCAAAAUAGUUAAACAUGAGUCAGAAUGAGAAUUUACCCCCAUUUCAGAAAUCUUACUGCUUGCCUUUCUUGCCAGUAAAUAUGACCAUUUAAAUAGUGAAUGCCUCUUGAGACUGCAAAUGAUGACAAGUCACUUCAAGUCUCUUAAGUAAAUCAAAUGUGUGCUUUAUAGUAGUUUCUCUACAAAGAUUGCUGUGCAGUGUAUCUUUGUUAAAUGUUCUAGCACUGUUACUGGAGUUGGAAAAAAUGUUUGCAUGCUUACCCUGAGAUGCGUAUGUUCUAAUAUGUUUAAUGCCGUUAAAUAAAUGCUAACUGCUUAAAA